Molecule: messenger RNA, 2116 nt
Organism: Tribolium castaneum (red flour beetle)
Lineage: Eukaryota; Metazoa; Arthropoda; Insecta; Coleoptera; Tenebrionidae
Product: anillin-like
Exons: 4
Coding region: 715-2055 (446 amino acids)
Biological process (GO): septin ring organization; mitotic cytokinesis; actomyosin contractile ring assembly
Cellular component (GO): actomyosin contractile ring
Source: RefSeq, a predicted model, not a curated record
CAUUCAUAACAGUUUCUUAUAAUCAAUAUUUCAGAAGUACCACAAAAUAUACGUCUAUCAAAAAACAAUUUCUACGAGUAAAGUAGUCACAGUUUCAAGUUUCAAGUUUCAAGCAAACUCACCUAGAAAAGAAACAAAUUGUUAUACAAAUGAGUUUUUUGCAGUUAUUGUUAAAGUUAACCAACCUUUACACAUUUUUGUUUAAAAAAAAUGGCAACAAUUUAUUAAUUUAUUGCUUAAUUUAAUGCAAAAGAGAAGUAAUAUUUAAUUCAGUUCAACUAAACGUAACUAUAACUAGAACUGUAUGUGUGUGAAAACAGAUUUUUUCUAACUUUUCUAUAUGUUUUUUAGGGGUAUAAUAUUUAAUAUAAAAAAAAUCACAAUUAAAUUAUUAGAAAUAAUUGUCGCUGAAUUGUUCGAAACGAAAUUUAAAUUUAAUCACAAUCACAUUUAAAGCACGUAAGUAGUACAACUUAAAUGUUAGCUUUUUUUAAAUAAAAAUUGAAUUUCAUUAUCUCCCUAUUGUUUCAAAACCGAAUAAGAACUGAUUAUUCUAAUUUUAUUUCGUCAAUUCCCUGGUCAAGAAAAAUGGACCAAUAGAAACGCCUCAAACUCCGCUUCAGGCUAUAAAUUCGUAACGACUUGAGCCCUCAGGCAGUGAAGCAGUGACUUUUCUGCAGUACAUCGUGCCAGUAAUUGUGCCUUUUCUCUGACAUGAAAACAAUUUACAAUUCUACGUUUAACGAAAACUGUGUGCCCGAAAAAAUGGAAAACCUCUGGCAAGGAAGUUCCCUUAGUUCAAUUGAAGAAAUUUUCGACCCAAUAGAAAUCAAAAAAGUUGUGGACUCUUUAGUCAUGUCGCGAUUUAGUGCCCAAAUUAUGAAAUCUCGCACACGAAGAUCCAGAUCUUCAUGUUCUGAAAGUCAAGACAAUGUCUCUCUUUCAAGUGGGCGUUCCGAUUCCAGUAUAAAUACUUAUAAUUUAUCGGCGUUAAUUUCAAAUCCAUACCCACAGCCAUAUUAUUAUGAGAAUAUCUUCACUUGCUCUGAAACUGACCCCACUUGUGAAUUAAGCGAUUAUUGCUCAAUUGGUCCAAGCUUUGAUUUAAUGGACACAAAAUUGUUCAUUUUGAGUCAAAAUAAGGACCAGAUUUUGAAAGCGAUACAUUAUGACGAUUUUUAUAACAAAACGAGACUAAGCAAGGAGCGGCUUGAGGCGGAAAGACUUCUUUUAAUUAACGAUCUGACAAGUAAUUUAUUACUAACACGAGACAAUAGAUUUGAAGAAAAAAAUGAGCUGUGUACAGGAUCAGUAAAAAUUAGAAACUGCUACACAUGGUGUGAUAACCAACAACUUGAAGAAUUUUUCCUUUGUGUAGUAAUCUGUGGUUGCAAACUACUUGCUUCCGAAGUGACUCAAAUAAAAUCAAACGGAGUGAUACAUUUUAAGGAAGAAUUUGUUGUAACCGGACUGCGACCAGAUUUUACAAUCAACAUUAAAAUUUAUUGCGCUAGUAGAAAGGCCAUGAAAAAAUCGAAACAAUCAUUUGCCUGCAAUUACGCUCCACGUCCAGAAGAAGAAAUUCCUUUACGAAAAUCACUUUUUACUUUAUGGGGAGAGACCUACACAACAUUGCAAGAUCUCCCAAAAUCGAAUUUGAUGGAAGUUUGGAUGAAUUCUGGACGUUUUACUGCCAGCAUUUUCAGUUGGACUGAUUUAAAUGUAAAUUUGUCUGGUUUUUUAAAUGUUAGUCAGAGUGAAGAGUGUCCGCUAUGGAAUAGGGAAUGGUGUUGUUUGGAUGGGAGAUAUUUGCAAUAUUUUAAUUAUCCUCCGGAUGAAUCUUUCGAAUGUAAACCGAUAGGGACAAUUGAUUUAGCAACGUGUGUUGAAUUCAAGUUGCUUUCGAGAGAGGAGUGUGCGCGAAAGCAAACACUUUUCUUAAAAACAUAUUUUGGAAAAACUGUUUUAUUAUCAUGUGAUACCAGAACUGAAUUUGAAUGUUGGCGAAAUUGUAUCGAAAGGAUAUUAAGCGCAAUCGAAAUUUGGGAACACUGAACUUAUUAUUUGUAUUUGCAUGUGUUGUUUUGUUUGUAUAUUUCGUAAUAAAUUUAUAUUG